AAUGUGGCGCUCGGUUUUACUCUUCACGCUCAUGGCUCGAUCUCUUUCUUCGCUAUAAAAUGUAAGAUUGCCUUGCUGACCUAUUUUAUAAUAAAAUUAAUCAUGAAAAUGAAGAUAAAAGGCUUGAAUCGUGCUUUAAUAGCGACAAGUUUGCUGGGCAUUUUGGUAUCAACGUAUGCUCUAUAUGUAGAGAUGGCGGCGGAGAUGGAACCGGGAUACAAAGCUUUGUGCGAUAUAUCCGAACACGCAAGCUGUACUAGAGUGUUAACAUCUAAGUAUUCGAAGGCUCUAGGUCUCGUGACUCAAGAUUCACCGUUAAAAGUACCCAACUGUGUGUACGGGAUUUUCUUCUAUUCGGCUAUAAUAUUUUUGACGACUUUCGAUUUCAAGUCAGUUGUAAUGGUCCAGAUGGUUUUAUCUCUGGGGUCAUUAGCAGUAUGCAUUUAUUUAGCGUAUCUCCUCAUGUUUGUAUUACGUGAUUUUUGUGUUGUAUGUGUGUCUACGUAUUUUGUUAACAUUAUGGUUGCAUAUUUGUUAACUAAAAAACAUAACUAUUUAACAGCUAAAAAUAAAUAGAUUCCUACUGUAAAAAUAAUAAAAAUUUUGAUAACUUAUAUAACUAUAGCGUCAUCUAUUACCGAAGUCGUGUACUAUGUAAUAAAACGUUUGGCGUGACAUCUGUUGGUAAAGUUUGGUUAUUUAAUGUUUCUAUUCCUCAAUAGAUGGCAGGUAACGUUUAUGCUAAAAAUAUUUUUUGUACACUUACUAUUUAUUUUAUAUAUUUUAUUAGAUUAAUUUAUUUUAAGUCAUGUUUGUAAAUAAAAACAUUUUUAAGUUUACUAAAAUUUAACUCAAUACAAAGUAACAAUGUGUAUUUUUUAAAAUAAAUGUUUUUUCUAAGGGUU
Messenger RNA from Melitaea cinxia (Glanville fritillary), 905 nucleotides. It is a transcript of the gene Vkor, whose product is annotated as vitamin K epoxide reductase complex subunit 1. The record is from RefSeq and is a predicted model, not a curated record. Bases 103 to 576 code for a protein of 157 amino acids. Gene Ontology annotation, biological process: peptidyl-glutamic acid carboxylation; vitamin K metabolic process. The transcript is spliced from 4 exons. Gene Ontology annotation, molecular function: vitamin-K-epoxide reductase (warfarin-sensitive) activity. Lineage: Eukaryota; Metazoa; Arthropoda; Insecta; Lepidoptera; Nymphalidae.